AACCACAGGCGGAACCGGAAGUGCAGCGUGCGCUCGGCUGGGCUGGGAAGACGGCGCUGAGCGGUGGGCGAAAGUCGGGCAGCUGGGUUGGGAAUCGAUCUUCAGAGAUGCACAGGAUGAUUUGAAGCACCAUGCUGAUUGCUGCCUAUGUCGCUUUUGCUUUUCUCCUCCUGAUAUGUUUGGGCUUGGAGUUCUCUGCCUGCCGCUCCAGGCUCACCAGCAGGUCUUACUCCAACCCAGCCUUCUUGCGGUUCCAGCUAGAUUAUUAUCAAGUCUACUUCCUGGCUCUCACAGCUGACUGGUUGCAAGGACCUUAUCUUUACAAACUCUACCAGCACUAUAACUUCUUGGAGGCCCAGAUCACCAUCAUUUAUGUUUGUGGCUUUGCCUCAAGUGUAUUAUUUGGAUUGGUCUCCAAUUCCUUGGUUGACCGCUUGGGCCGAAAAAAGUCUUGCAUCCUUUUUUCUUUGACUUACUCUAUCUGCUGCUUCACAAAGCUCUCCUGGGAUUAUUUUGUGCUAAUUGUCGGAAGGAUAUUAGGUGGGCUCUCCACUGCUCUGCUGUUCUCUGCCUUUGAGGCAUGGUAUGUGCAUGAGCAUGUGGAACGCCAUGAUUUCCCAGCAGAGUGGAUUCCUGCCACCUUCUCUAGGGCUGCCUUCUGGAAUAGUAUCAUUGCUAUUGGAGCUGGCGUAGUAGCCAAUAUCUUUGCUGAAUGGCUGGGAUUUGGCCCAGUAGCUCCCUUCAUGGUUUCUAUUCCCUUUCUUGUGCUGGCUGGUACCUUGGUUAUGAAGAACUGGGAUGAGAAUUAUGGAAAGAAGAGGGCACUGUCCAGGACUUGCACCGAUGGCUUGAAAUGCCUUCUCUCUGACCGUCGUGUCCUGCUUUUGGGGACCAUUCAGGCCUUAUUUGAAAGUGUCAUCUACAUCUUCAUCUUCCUCUGGACUCCAGUCCUGGACCCCUACAACCCACCUCUAGGCAUUGUCUUCUCCAGUUUCAUGGCUGCCAGCAUGGUUGGCUCCUCACUAUACCGUGUGGCAACCUCCAAGAAAUAUCACCUCCAGCCCAUGCACAUCCUUUCCCUUUCAGUCCUAAUGGUGUUUUUUUCACUCUUCAUGCUGACUUUCUCAACCAAUCCUGGGCAAGAGAACCCGUCGGAAUCCUUCUUGGCCUUCCUGCUCAUUGAACUAUCCUGUGGGCUCUACUUCCCUUCCAUGGGUUUUCUCAGGCAAAAAGUGAUUCCUGAGAAGGAUCAGGCAGGCGUGAUGCAUUGGUUCCGUGUUCCACUGAACCUGCUGGCUUGCCUCGGGCUGCUUAUCCUCCAUGAUAGUGAUUAUAAGACAGGCACCAGGAAUAUGUUCACUAUCUGCUCUGUGAUGAUGAUAAUGGCCCUUUUGGCUGUUGUAAGCCUCUUUACUGUUGUCCGAAACAAUGCAGAGCUCAGGCUGCCCAGUUCAUCUAGUCAGGCUGAGAUAUCUUCUCCUGAGCUCUGAUCUAGCGCAUGGUGAGGUGUUUGUAGGGAAGAUGCUUUGGAACUAGCCAAUUGUCCAUAAUGUAUCACAGAGCCAGUAUUGUAUAUACACAAGGAGUCUGCAAAGAGAACACUGACCCUCUGCCAAGUCCUUUGUGGACCUCUUCCACAUACUGGAGGAAUAAAGUGGAUACAUGUCUCAUUUUCUUCUUUUCAACAAAGAUGGGCCACAUUACAAGCUUGGUUACAUCUAUGACAAGCAUAUCUCCCCCCCCCUUCUCUUUUUUUUCCCACUUGGAAUUCUUAAUUCCAGUGGCUUCUUGGCUUCUGCUAGCCAAAUAUGGAGGUUGCUGUCUGCUACUUCAUACUGAAUUGAUGGUGGCAGAUAAUGGCUUACAAGGACAAAGCAGUUUUUUU
Messenger RNA from Python bivittatus (Burmese python), 1885 nucleotides. It is a transcript of the gene SLC61A1, whose product is annotated as solute carrier family 61 member 1. The record is from RefSeq and is a predicted model, not a curated record. Gene Ontology annotation, molecular function: molybdate ion transmembrane transporter activity. Gene Ontology annotation, cellular component: membrane. Gene Ontology annotation, biological process: molybdate ion transport. NCBI's taxonomy places the organism in Eukaryota, Metazoa, Chordata, Lepidosauria, Squamata, Pythonidae.